UGCUACUAGUCUACCAAGCUCAGGCGUUGAUUCCAAUAUGCUUCGUCAAUGUAUUAUUGAAUCUCAAAAGUUCAAUUCCUAUCUCCAUUUUCCUAAACACAGCUGCAUCACCACUCUCAAAACCCCAACGCCGCAUAUCAGCUGUUUGGCAGUCCACAACACCUUCCUUUACGCAGCCUCAAUCAAUGAAAUCUAUGUCUUUGAUUUAUCUAACUAUACCCAUAUUGAUACAUUUACUACCAAUGACCCAUCUUCCGGCUUCAUCAAAUCCAUAGUAUUCCACAACGCUAAAAUCUUCACAGCCCAUCAGGACUGCAAGAUCAGAGUCUGGCAAAUCUCUCACUCCAAACACCAUCACCUUGUGUCCACUCUCCCUACUCUUAAAGACCGGUUUCGCCAUUUCGUGUUGCCGAGAAACUACGUUAGCGUUAGGCGUCACAAGAAGCGGCUUUGGAUCGAACACUGGGAUACAGUUUCUGGGUUAGCUGUGCAUGGAGGGUUAAUGUACUCAGUUUCUUGGGAUAAGAGUUUCAAGAUAUGGAAUGUUGAAAAUAAUCGGUGUUUAGAGUCAGUAUUAGCCCAUCAAGAUGCUGUUAAUGCAGUGGCCGUGUCCGAUAAUGGGACUGUUUACACAGGUUGUGCUGAUGGGUUAAUUAGGGUUUGGAAGAAGGUGGGCAAGGAGAGAAAGCACAGCUUGAUUACUACCUUAGACAAGCAUAAAUCAACACUGAAUGCACUUGCAUUGAACGGUGAUGGAUCAGUGCUAUUCUCCGGUGGCUGUGAUUCGAUCAUGGUGUGGGAAAGGAAGGAAGUAAAUGAAAAUGAACAUCAGAUGGUGUUUGCGGAGGCAUUGGGGGAUCAUGCGGGGGCAAUAUUAUGCAUGUUGACUGUAGAUGAUUUGCUGGUGAGUGGGUCAUCAGAUCGGACGGUGAGGAUUUGGCAAAAAGGGAAAAAGAAUGGGUAUAGUUGCGUGGUAGUUUUGGAGGGGCAUGAAAGGCCAGUUAAGUCGCUUGUGGCAGUUGCAGGAGAAGGUGGGUAUAAUAAUGGCAGUUCGUCCUUGUCGAUUUGUAGUGGAAGUCUUGAUGGGGAGAUCAAAGUAUGGGAGGUCUCAACUCAAACCUAAAGAGGGUAUCUGCAGAUCUAUAGGUCAUUAGUAUUAAUUGGUCUUACAUGUGGAGUUAGCUCAUAAUUAAUUACAAUUGAAUAGAAAACUAAAGAGAAAAUAUGCAAAAGAUUGUCACCUUGAUUACGUCUCAAUUAAUUAUAAGCAUCUUUUUCUAUGUAAA
This is a messenger RNA of Hevea brasiliensis (rubber tree), 1286 nucleotides long. RefSeq names its product protein JINGUBANG-like. The transcript has a single exon. Gene Ontology annotation, molecular function: protein binding. The record is from RefSeq and is a predicted model, not a curated record. Bases 38 to 1123 code for a protein of 361 amino acids. Lineage: Eukaryota; Viridiplantae; Streptophyta; Magnoliopsida; Malpighiales; Euphorbiaceae.